CACAAGUGGUGUUGGCACUGAGUUGCUGAGUCCAGUGGAAGCCAGAUUUAAUAAGGUUUAGAGAAAGGCAGGACCUCUGCUAUCAUGGCGGGGAAGCCCAUGCUUCAUUACUUCAAUGGACGAGGCAGAAUGGAAUCUACCCGGUGGCUCUUGGCUGCAGCUGGAGUUGAGUUUGAAGAGAAACUUAUAGAAUCUCCAGAAGACUGGAAAAAGUUAGUAAAUGAGGGGAGUUUGAUGUUCCAGCAAGUGCCAAUGGUUGAAAUUGAUGGAAUGAAGCUGGUGCAGACCAGAGCCAUUCUCAACUACAUUGCCACCAAAUACAACCUCUAUGGGAAGGACAUAAAGGAGAGAGCCCUGAUUGAUAUGUAUGUAGAAGGUGUGGCAGAUUUGGGUGAGAUGAUCCUUCUUUUGCCAGUUGCACCACCUGGGGAAAAAGAUGCCAAGCUUGCGUUGAUCAAAGAGAAAACAACAAACCGUUAUUUUCCUGCCUUUGAAAAGGUGUUAAAGAGCCACGGACAAGACUAUCUUGUUGGCAACAAGCUGAGCAGGGCUGACAUUCACCUGGUUGAACUUAUCUACUACGUGGAAGAGCUGGACCCCAGCCUUAUUGCCAACUUCCCUCUACUGAAGGCCCUGAAGGCCAGAGUCAGCAGCCUCCCCACAGUGAAGAAGUUCCUGCAGCCUGGCAGCCAGAGGAAGCCUCCCACAGAUGAGAAAAGUUUAGAAGAAGCAAGGAAGAUUUUCAAGUUUUAGUAAAUCCAGCAUGAAUGCCAUGCACAUGCAAGAGAAAUCUUAAAUUUUAUAGCAAUGAAGUGCUUUCCGAGUCGUUAAAUCUGGCUGUUGUGAGGCUAAUAAACUUUUCCAAAGUAUAUAUGCUCAUUUAAUUAGAAAUCAACUCUAUGCAGAUUUAGGUCCCUGGGUGGCCCAAAUGGUUUGUGCUCAGCUAGUAACCUAAAGGUUGGUGGUUUGAACCCACCCAGUGGCCUUAUCUCAGAAGAAAGGCCUGGUGAUCUGCUUCCAUAGACAUUAGAGCCAAGAAAACCCUAUGGAACAGUUCUGCUCUGUAACACAUGGGGUCACCGUGAGCUGGAAUCAAUUCGAUAGUGAUGUCUUUGGUUUUUGGUUUAUGUGAAGGUUUAGUUGCAGUUCAGACUACUUGGUUUUGUUCAAAUAUGAAAUCAUCAUCACCUCCUAGAAUGUCUCUUGCAACUGAAAAUAAAUAAAGUGAAAAAAGUUAUGCCGACUCUUUAGUCUAUUUCCAAGGAUUACCAUAGAACAUCUGUCAUACCUUAGCAAAAAGAGUUAAAUAGAAGUUUUGCAUCUGACAAUAUCAGUUACGUAAAAAUGGCUUUAUCUUUUUGCAUUUGGCUACUUUUCUGACCAAGGACACACAAUUUUUUUUCUCUUUAGAGAGCCAUUUUCCUCAGGUAAUCAAUUUUUUUUUGUACUCAUUCAUCGAAGCAAUGUUUAUGUCUAUUAUG
Loxodonta africana (African savanna elephant) is the source of this 1481-nucleotide messenger RNA. RefSeq names its product glutathione S-transferase A1. Gene Ontology annotation, cellular component: extracellular exosome; cytosol. The record is from RefSeq and is a predicted model, not a curated record. Gene Ontology annotation, biological process: glutathione metabolic process. Lineage: Eukaryota; Metazoa; Chordata; Mammalia; Proboscidea; Elephantidae. Gene Ontology annotation, molecular function: glutathione transferase activity. The transcript has 7 exons. Bases 85 to 753 code for a protein of 222 amino acids.